AAGUCUUGGUUUGUUCUUAAACUGCGUAUGUUGUUGUGUGUGAAUUACUCCCUGAUUUUUCUGCCUGGGAACCUCUGGCCACGUGUUUUCUGAAAUAGCAGAGGGUGGGGGUGUAGGUUGUUAGUAAAAAUUGAAAUCUUCAGUGAAAAUAGUGUGUGAAAGCAUCUCUCUUCCCAUCUAUUAAAAAAAGAUAAUAAUCAGGGGGUUUGAUUUUAUUUUAAUUUGGCAGGGGGUUGAAUUUGAUGAGUUCUGAAGGUCCCUUCCAACCCCUAUGAGUCUGUGAUUUAUUUAUUUUUUGAAGUGCUCCUUACUGUUCGGUGCUUUAAGCUGGUUCCGGCGUGUCCCUAAAGCUGAGAUGGAAUUAAAGGGGCUGGAAUAAUGGGAUUAUCCUCCAUCCCUGGGUAAUGAAACCAGCCCUUCUCUCUCCUCUCGCCCACACAGAGCAGCGAAAGACGCGUAUCGUGAUGACCACCCUGCUCCUCACCGAGCAGAUCACAAGGGAAGACCACGGCUCGGAGGGAAACUAUGUCCUUUAUGGCUCCUCCUGCUCCCAAAUCACCGAGGAAGCCGAGUACGUGAGAAAGCAGCAUCCUCAAGUCUCAGGCAAUAGAGAGGAGGCAGAGAGCUGGAGCCGCAGCCCCGUUGCGACCACCAUGAAGGAGACAGAAGAGCAGCUGCUGGUGGUGAGCAGGGAGAAUCAAGUGCUGAAGAUCAAGCUGGAAGCCACACGAGAAGCAGGUGUCCAGGCUCUCCGAUCCGCUUCCCAGAAACUCUAUGAGAGUUACCAGGCUCGCUCAGAAGAACUGAAAAAAAGCCAGGAGAGUGAGAAGAAGCAAAUACAGGCCUACAACCUCCAACAGGAAGAGAAGCUCCGGCAAAGCUCGGAAGAUGCCAACCACCUUGCUGAAGGCAUCAGGGAAAAAUGCACCCGCAUCACGGAGAUGGAGCAACGCCUGCAAAGGAUGGAGGAGGAAAAGAAAACUCUGAUGGAGAAGAAGAUGUCCUUUGAAAAGAUGCUUCAACAGAUGAUGUCAAGGAACGAAGAUGGCAAACGGUGCCUGGAUCUCCAGAGGAAGAUCUCCACAUUGCAGGAGCAGAUCUGCCACCUCCAGGGCGUGAUCCAGGCACAGCACCAGGGCCUGAGGGGCGUGAUACAGGAGGCAGAGGAACUGAACAACAAACUCAGAAGCCAAGAUGAAAAAAUCGAGAACCUGACAGAGAAGCUGACUGUGCUGGAAGCACAGAAUAAAGAGCUGAAGGACAGAGUGGAGUUCUGGUCCGGCCGACCCAAAGCUAAAGUUUCCAGAGCUGUGUGGACAGACGCCCCAAGAGAUGUUGGAGCUUUAGGAGCACCAUCCCCUUACGUGAUGCUCAGCAGGCUGAGGAAGCAAAAGAGCUAAAGGCACGACUGGACGUUUGUCUCCUACCUUUGUCAUAAGGACUUUGUGCUGCAAACUGUGACUCCUCCAGCCUCUUUGUUACUGCGAAGCACCUUCAGCAGGUGUUGCCUCUCUCCGAAACGUGGCACAGGAGGGGCCCUGCGGAGCUGCCCUUGGAAGAAUAAACCUGGAAAAGAAGAGGAGAACUGAUGAGAGGUGGUGAGCUCAGCCCAGAUGGCAAAGGCAGCCCUGGCCGUGCCUGGAGGGCGUUGUGUGGCCGGAUGGGCUCAGCCAGACCUGCCCCCGUGCAGAGACUCAGCUUAACGUGACUCUCAUUUAGGUUAAGAUUAUAAAAUAAACCUUUGGCUACCUGGCACGUUGGUACAGUUGCCACUUCCUCAGCUGCAGUUGGAGCCACGGUCCUGCCCUUUCAGGUGGUCACACAGUAUGUUUCAGGUAUGGGACAGAGGGAAGGGCCACUUCCCUGGUCUGGCUUCUAACUCCCGACGUGCAGGCGGAGCAGCCUGUGGAGGAAAAAAAGAGAAAUAAAGAACAGUGUUGAUACAUCAAUAA
Calidris pugnax (ruff) is the source of this 1952-nucleotide messenger RNA. It is a transcript of the gene CCDC68, whose product is annotated as coiled-coil domain containing 68. Gene Ontology annotation, biological process: intracellular signal transduction. Gene Ontology annotation, cellular component: intracellular anatomical structure. The coding region runs from base 405 to 1400 and encodes 331 amino acids. NCBI's taxonomy places the organism in Eukaryota, Metazoa, Chordata, Aves, Charadriiformes, Scolopacidae. The transcript is spliced from 9 exons. The record is from RefSeq and is a predicted model, not a curated record.